AUGCAUUUUCGGAUAUUCGAGUUUUCAUUUGAUCUCGACCAGAUCGACAAAGGAGCAGUAUAUCAGUUAAUCAAACAAAAUCCGGAGCGCAGGCGGUUCAUCCAAAAGUAUUUCGAAAAAUAUCCAGAUUGGCCAUUAGUACGCAUGAAAAAACCGUCACCAUCUGAGAAGCCAGCCCAGGCUGUAGUGGUCUGCGAAUUCUUCCUUUUUGAACCGUUGAAAUUUUAUCUUUAUGUCCAAUUCGAUUUUCUUGGUCUCAAAGCAUACGACCGUAAUCAAGAUCGUGUAACGGCCUAUGUGGUAUCUACCGAUCGAGCACUUUGUGUUCUGCGUUUUCCUCCGAGGAGCUCCUCAAUAAGUGGAGCGAACUGUUUCGACUAUCCGUGCGAAAUACGUGGACAUUUGCAUCUGGACGAAACGAUCUUCAGAGGGUCGUCCAGGAUUCAUGCGGUUGCAAGAAAAUCAUCGGUGCCGGUAAGAGUUGAAGGUGAUCUAAGGGAUGCGCUGAGCUAUGAAAUGGAUCCAGCAACAUUGGCUAUACGGUUGAAAAAAGAGGCGCUGAUUGAUCUGCUUCCAAUUCUUCAGUUUGACAUACUACCUUGCAAUCAACCUCUUCCUCAUGUUGUGUGGCAAUACCAUACCGAGUGCACACCAGUAUGCUUGGCGGGACUGGACCGUGAUCCUGCAGAUCCGCAGUUUUACAAAUGUUCACCCUUACAUAUCCCACUUCUGUGUGGAUGGCGACGGAUGUUGUAUGUGCAUGAAAGCUCACUAAGGCGAGGAUGUGAGAAUCGCAUUCUCUAUCGUGCACCGUGUGGACGAUCAUUGAUAUCGAAAAAAUACAUUGCAACAUAUUUAAGGGAAGUCGGAAGUGAGUUGACAAUUGAUCUGUUUUGCUUCGAUCCUGCCAUAGAAACGAAGAAUUUUGUACACGAGAACCCCUACGCCGCCGACUCCUCUACUGUCGCAUGUUCGGAAGAACAGUUCUUCUCCGGCGUCAUAGACGGCGUUGAGUGGCUGGCGUCGUCUUGUCUCGACAAGGCCGGUGUCGUCGCCCUCUAUCCGUCUUGUCUGCAUUAUCAACUCUUCUAUCGAGGACUCGAAUCAAUGAUUCCAUUGACGCUGGGAUUUUGGCGAUUUUGGCGAUCUCCUGACUUCGCAGGAGGUAUGGAGAAUAUGCCAAUACCCGUGGUGAACACAGUGGACGAUGAUGAUCCUCCUAAGGCUGCUCGUGCACUGGUUGGUGCAUUUCAGGUGUUCAAAAAAUUUGGUGAAAAGAUUACGCUAAGAGAACUAUAUGCAUGGUACAGUUAUCGUGCAUUGCUUGGGAAAACUAUUACUGGUAUUUAUGAAUGCAAUGAUAACUGUGGCUGUCAACAUAAGCGUUGCUAUAAUCGUGUCGUUCAGCAGCCGAUUAAGUAUCCAAUACAGAUUUACAAGACGGCACAGAGCGGUUGGGGUGUUAGGACAUUAUGUGACAUUCCAGCAGGAGCAUUCAUAGCUAACUACGUCGGAGCUCUUCUAACAGAUAGUCUUGCUGAUGCGCUACAGGGUGAAGACGAAUACUUUGCUGAUCUUGACCUUAACGAUGCGGUGGAGAACGAAAAGGCGACAACUCUGGAGAAAUGCGGAUAUUUGGACAUGGGAUUGGGUAGUUCCGACGAUGAGAUAAAUGAACCGGUUAAACCACGAAUAGACGCUGCAGCAGCCAUCAGUGAUGACACGAUGUUCAAAUGGUCUGAUUACUUCGGUGAGAACAAUACGCUAUUCGUAGUGGAUGCAAAGAAAAAAGGAAAUGUUGGACGAACGGUCUUCGUUGGACAACCUGUCAAAGGUAAGAAAGAAUCUGUGCCGGGAAACAAACGGCCGCAGAUUACACUCACGUUGCCCACCGACAUUACCCCACUUGUCAAUGUGGAAUUCCCAUGCGCCCUUCCUGGAUGUCAGGCAAGCGCAGUGAGCUCCGCUCAGUUGAUUAUUUCGGAGAGCAUCACAUCUGUCCCUGUAUGCAUUGCUUUGCAAGUUCGCAUGUUAGUUUGCCGUUGCCUACAGCUCGUGCGAUUCCACGUUGGCGUACCAACUGAACUGUUUCUGGAGACGUCUCUUGGUGACUUUCGCGCGCUUAGCUUUCAUUGCGCUCGACGCGAAAAUGUCGAAUGGGUCGAUCGUAUUCCUCGUCGACGUUAUCAAGAACGGCAUCUUCCCAAGAGCCCACUAAUGAAUUGA
This is a messenger RNA of Angiostrongylus costaricensis, 2226 nucleotides long. NCBI's taxonomy places the organism in Eukaryota, Metazoa, Nematoda, Chromadorea, Rhabditida, Metastrongylidae. The record is from the annotation of a GenBank genome assembly.